CACACUACUAAGAUGGCUUUGAAGAUCGCUGCUCUCUUCGCCUUGAUGGCAGUUGUUUUUACUGAGUCUAGCCCUAGAUAUAGUCCCCCUGUCCCCACCUAUAGUGCCCCCGCACCCGCUCCUUCGGGACCAGCGCAGUACAACUUCAACUACGUCGUGAAAGAUAAUAUUGGGAACGACUUCGGCCACCAAGAAAACAGGGAUGGAUACGACACUCAGGGUACUUUCUUUGUUCAGCUUCCUGACGGUCGUCUGCAGAUUGUAACCUAUAAUGUGAACGGCGAUUCCGGUUUUGUAGCCGAUGUAGCCUACCAAGGAGAGGCCCAGUACCCUGCCCAACAACCAGCUCGAUCCUACCAACCUGCUCCCACCCUGCCUACGGUUAAUGGUCAUUCCUGUUUAUGAUCAAUGUUAAUAUAAAUCAUGGAUAUUAAGACAUACACCUAAAUUUCGUAUUCUCAUUACCAAUAGAAACGUUACUAGGAAAUGAAAAUCGCUUAACAAAUAAAACCCAAAUAGUACGGGAUAUUUAGGCUAUAUGGUUAUCGAUCCCAUGCAUUAUAAACAAAGUGCAAAGAAAAAAAAAAAAGUAUGAUGAACUGAG
Molecule: messenger RNA, 604 nt
Organism: Penaeus monodon (black tiger shrimp)
Lineage: Eukaryota; Metazoa; Arthropoda; Malacostraca; Decapoda; Penaeidae
Product: pro-resilin-like
Exons: 3
Coding region: 13-405 (130 amino acids)
Cellular component (GO): extracellular matrix
Source: RefSeq, a predicted model, not a curated record